AUAAUCCCAUUCCCAAUCAUUGUGUGAGUGGAAAACAACGAAAUUAUCUCCAGCAUAAAUGAGAUCAGCCAAUAACAUUUGCCACCCAUGGAAUUAGCCUCCUCUUCUUCAAUCCCACAACCCAUGCUCACGCUCACCUCCUACAGAGAAUGCCUCAAGAACCACGCCGCCACCGUCGGCGGCCACGCCCUCGACGGCUGCGGCGAGUUUAUGCCUUCACUAACCGCCACCCCCGCCGAUCCCACCUCUCUAAACUGCGCUGCUUGUGGCUGCCACCGCAACUUCCACCGCCGAGAACCCGACGAUCCCUGGCCAAACCUCGCCGCCCACCGCCGUUACCCUUACCACUCUCAUGGGCUCUCAAGCCCGAGCCCAAACAAGGCCCAAAGCCCAUCCUCGCCGGUCCCUUUACCAAUUUCGCACAUACCGCCCCCGCUCCACUUCUCGGCCCCCCACAUGUUGCUGGCAUUGAGCACCGGAGCGCCACCGGACGACCGCCGUGGCGAUCAAUUGACAUUGAGCCCAAAAGAGAGGAAGAGAAAGAGGACCAAAUUCAGCGUGGAGCAGAAGGAGAAGAUGUACUUAUUCUCGGAGAAAAUGGGAUGGAAAAUUCGCAAAAGUGACGAGAGGUUAGUGGAGGAAUUCUGCAAUGAAAUUGGGAUCGGGAAGCGGGUGCUCAGAGUUUGGAUGCACAAUAACAAAUACGUCGUCGGAGCAGCUGGGAAGGGGGACAGAGCCAGAGCUUCUCACAGUUCUGAUAAUGGUGGAAAUGAUUCAAAAGAGAGUACAUAAUUUGUUCCUCCAUAUCCGCCAUUUAACUAUUCAUUACAUCGCAGAAAAAAGGGAAAAAAAAAAUCCGCCCAGUUGAUGUAAAAAAGUAUGAGAGUAGUGAUUAUGAUAAAGCAAUUAUUUGGGGAUACUUUAAUUUUGUGAUGUUUAGUGAAUGAUCUGAAGUUGGUUGAUUUGGAUCUGUUUGGACAAAGAAAGGGGAAGUGAAAGAGUUGUGAAUUUUGAGAGAGAUUUGUUGGGAUAUGAAAUCUGCAAUUUUGUCUGAUGCAUAACAGGAGGUAGGUUCCUAAUUCUUGCACAAACAUGUUUGCUGUCUCUCUAGCCUCGCUUUUCCAAGCUUCCUUCCUUCUUUAUAAAUUAAAUGUCACAUCUCUUCAUCCAACAA
This is a messenger RNA of Momordica charantia (bitter melon), 1174 nucleotides long. Its product is annotated as zinc-finger homeodomain protein 11. The record is from RefSeq and is a predicted model, not a curated record. NCBI's taxonomy places the organism in Eukaryota, Viridiplantae, Streptophyta, Magnoliopsida, Cucurbitales, Cucurbitaceae. Gene Ontology annotation, molecular function: transcription cis-regulatory region binding; DNA-binding transcription factor activity. Gene Ontology annotation, cellular component: nucleus. Gene Ontology annotation, biological process: regulation of DNA-templated transcription; regulation of developmental process.